GCGGGAGUGGGCGCUCGGACAAGGCCGUGGCCAAGGCCGUCGCUGCGAAGAAGCGCGGCGCGACGCCGACAGGAGGCGCGGCGGCGUCCAGUGGGUCCGGCGGGGGCCGGGCCGCCAAGGCCCCUCGGCGCCAGGGCAGGGGCGGCAGGGGCAAGAAGCUGAACAACACGGGCGAGGUUCUCAGCUGUGCGGCGCGGGAGUUCUUGCACGCACGCGAGGACGUGGCAAACCUGAAGGCCGCCUCCAACCUCCUGGUCUUUGUGUUGGACAAUGACUUGAAGUCGCAGAUCGCCACCUCGGCCGGGGUGUGGGCCGAGAACAAGCCAGAGGAGGCUGAGACGCCGCACCCGCUUGGCUGCAGCAGGCGCACGGUGGUUCUCGGUUCCAUGCUGAGCACCAUCGUGGACCUGGACGGCGUGUCGGAGGGCCCGCACAAGGCCGCGGCUGCAGCGCUCAAGCGCAUGUCGCUUGGCCAGAUGGACAGCCUGGUGGCCACGUGCAAAUCCCGGCACAACAAGCCUGACGAGAAGCACCCGUGGAUCUUCACGCUCGCGGUGCGCCCGGGUAUGGACCCGGACCAGCACAAGAAAGUCCACGCUCUCGCCGGUAUCUUCGUGGAGAAGAAGCUCCGUGUGGUGCACGAGGCGCCGCGCCAGAGCCCGGAGGCAGAUGCGCUGUGUCUGUGGCUCAAGACACAGUAG
Molecule: messenger RNA, 701 nt
Organism: Prorocentrum cordatum
Lineage: Eukaryota; Dinophyceae; Prorocentrales; Prorocentraceae
Source: the annotation of a GenBank genome assembly